UUCAAAACAUGAAAUCUCAUCGCAGCUCGUUGUAAGUCGCGUACAUCAAACUAUUUUGUAAUUAUAGGAAAUUUGGGCACUACGUUAUUGACUUCUUAUUACGUUUAGUUGAUUUUUCUAUUACAUAGUUCAUUUUUAUGAUACGGAAAAGGCACCCCCUUGGCCAAUUUUCUGGCUCCGCCACUGAUUGCAGCCUAUAGUUACUUUGCCUACCACUGAAGCAACAUGACAUUGAUAGAAGUUGACAAGGAGGGAUAUGGUUGAAAGAUCUGAUUAGUGAUUUAGGUUGACAUCAUGAUCAAAUUAUGGUUUAUUGUGACAACUUGAGUUCUCUAUAGGAUUGGUUAAGAAUCAAGUCUGUCAUGGGAUAACUAGGCAAAUAGACGUGAAGUAUCAUUUAUUGAGAACGAAGAAGAUGAUGAAAGUAAACAUAGUGGACAAUUAAUCAUGCUGAUCUAUUCACAAAGGUGAAUCCACAUGACAAGUUCUAAAACUAACUGGAGGACUUGCUGCAUGUUCUCAGUUGUUAAUGCCCAGAAAGGCAUUCUGAGGCAUGAGAGAGAGUAUGAGUACAUAUGGUAUUUAAGGAAGAAUUCAAGUCAAGUUGAAUAUUUGUUGCUAUGACUUGUAGUGCAUUAUCUGUCAUCUCGAAAAAGUGUGAUGUUUACAUUCUCAUUCUUAGUGUAAUUUGUAUAUACUAAAGUAUCGUGAAACAGAUCUCUACUACCCCUAAUUUACCAACAAACAUUGUGAUAUUGAAACUCGCAAAUGUAUGCAUUAUCUAUUUUCUUGCAUUGUUAAUUUUAUGAUUAGUCAAAACAUGAGUGUAUCCUUUUUUAAUGAUGAAUAUAGUAUUGAGUAUUGACAUGUUAAUGAAUACUAUAAUAUCUGUAACUGAACAUCUCACAUAACUAUUGGGUUUAACCGAUUAGGGAUGAGCAUUCGGUCGGUUCGGUUUCGACCGAACUGAAAUUAUGAAUACCCGGUUCCCGAACUCUCUCAAACCUCAAACCGAAUUUGUGAGGCUACUUGUAUCUUCUCACUUUUAAAUUAUUUUUCACCCCUAAUAUAAACAAUAAAUAUGCAAUUAUAUGCAUCAUCAAUGAUAAAAUCAAAUUUUUCAACGCAUAAGUCAUAAAAUAUUUCAAAUAUUUAAGUCUAAAAACAACUACAAACAUAAAAGUCCACCGUUUGGAGGUUGCAAUUAUAGUAUUUCGAUUUUUCGGUCGGAAUUUUAGAAUUUUCGGUUCGGUUGAAGAACCCUAAUUUCCUAAAUAUCCAUAUUUACAUCCCGAAUUCCAAUCCGAAUAGCAUUAAUUCGAUUUCAGUUCAUUUUAAUUUGAUUUCUGUUCGGGUUUACCGAACCGUUUGCCCACCCCUUAAACCGAUUCUCUACAUUUACAUUUUAAAGAGUUAUUGGGUUAGUCCACUUGAGAGUAGGGAUCGCAACCAAACCCGAACCCACGGGUACCCACCCGACCCAACCCGGUCAACGCGGGUAAAAUCCGUGUUAACUGGUUUUGGAUCGGGUUUGGGUUUAAACCCGUUCACUAUUCACCGGGUUGGGUUGGGUUUGGGUUUAGGUAAACCCGACCCGUGGGUACCCGCACACACAUAUAAUUAAUUUUCUCGGUAUAUUUAAUAUUUUAAACAACUAAUCUUAUUUAUGUUUGUGGAGACAUGUCUAAUUUUUUCUUUCUAAUUGUGUAGAAUGAAGUUUGUGUUAUCGAGUGGAGAAUGAAGAAACUUAAUUGAAAGGAAGAAGCCUUCAAUUAAUAUGUUAUUUAUGGAUAAUUUAUGAUUUACUUCAAUUUUCUUGAGUUUUCUAGAUUGGUGUUGAACAAUUUGUAUUGUUAAUUUGUGAUUUGCUUUAAUUUUCUAGAAUGAUGUUUUAAAUAUGGAUAAUUUGUAUUGAGAGAUUGAUAUUUGACUUUAAUUUUGAUAGGAACAUGUUAUUGUAAAUUUUUUACGACAAAAACCUGUGGGUACCCAUGAACCCGCGGAUACCCAGCGGGUUGGGUUUGGGUUUUUCAAACCCAGUGGGUUUUACCCCGGGUUUUUUUCACGGAUAAACCCAUGGGUUUGGGUUUGGGUUUUUCAAACCCAGUGGGUUUUACCCCGGGUUUUUUUCACGGAUAAACCCAUGGGUUUGGGUUUGGGUUUGGCAAAACCCGACCCAACCCUACCCAUUGCCAUCCCUACUUGAGAGGUAGAGCGCGAGUUGUGCGAGCACCCGGUGAUACUGCUAUGUGGGCCUAGGUCAACCAUCUUCAUCCAGUUUGUUUCAACCGGAGUACCGAAACACCUUUAGCCCACAUUUAGCCCAACUACCUGUCCGCUAAUUUUUUUUGUUCUGGGCUUUUAUUUUGGCCCGUUGAAGGAGCACGUGAUCCCGGGUCCCCACACCUAGUGGACGAAGAAGAGGGCGGGUGGGACCAGCUCCUUGCCGUCUCGUGUCCCACAACAGACAGAAGCCAGAAAUUUAAUUCGCUUCAUCUCCCCAAUGCCACGUGCUGCCUCUACGCUUCUCAUUUCAAUCUCAUCUCUUCCAGCCCCACCAUUUCUGUUUGAAUUAAAAAUUUAGGCGCCCCUUUGAUGCUCUCCUCUGUUUCAAAUUUCUUUUUUUAAAAUCACUUUUCUUGUCUUUGAUGGGAGUUUAUCCACCGUCCACCGACGUAGAAUCCACUCUUUUGUCACUCUUUUGUCCUUAGCUUUUCUCUCCCCCUCCUCCCUGUUCUUGGCCCCUUGAGCUUCUCCAUCCCUGCACUCCUCCUCACAACAAUCUUGUUCCCAAACCCAAAAUAGGAAAAACAAAAUGGGUUGCGUCUCUUCGAAUCUGCUCAGCAAUGAAGAAAGCUUCACGCAACUGGGUGGGUCAGCCCUGGGCAUGGGUCAUCACAUCGUCUCCCUCACCUCCACCACCUAUGGCCUCCUCAACCUCGACCCACCCACCACCACCACCACUGCUCCCACUCCGCCGCCGCGCUUCACCUUGGGCUCCGUCUUCCCACCUUCUCUCUCCGACUCGUCCACCGCCAACUCCGAUCGGACUUCCCUUUGGUCCCAACCCAGUCCAUUCCGCUCCGACCCGCCACAAGAAGUCAUCAAUUCGUGGGAGCUAAUGUCCGGCCUCGACCCAAUCGACAGCUUCCGCUUCUCUCCCCUUCCCCAAUCUCGAAAGGACCACCCAAUUGAAGAAAUCACCCCUUUCUCCGUCCACAGAGAAAACGCCAACCCUAAUUUCCCUAAUCCGCCACCGCCGCAACAGAAACCGCAAAAGGAACCCCCGAUUUUAGGUUUGCUGGAGGGAUUCGAGCCGCUCUGCCCUCCCAACGGGGAAAACAGAGUGGUAAUCUACACUACCAGCCUGAGAGGGAUCCGCAAGACGUUCGAGGCAUGCAGCGCCGUCCGGGCAGCAAUUGAAUCCUUUGGGAUCCAAAUCUGCGAGAGGGAUAUAUCCAUGGAUCGGGGAUUCAAGGAGGAGCUCAAGGACCUGAUGGCUAGAUCUGGUAAUGGAUGCAGAAAAGGCGAAGUUGAUUCUUCCGCUGCCGCGACGGUGCUGCCGAGGGUGUUCGUGAGAGGAAGGUACUUGGGUGGGAUGGAGGAGGUGAUGAGGAUUGUGGAGGAAGGGCGGAUGGCGGAGUUGCUUCAAGGUCUUCCGAGAAGCAAAGCCGGUGGCGUUAGCUGUGAAGGUUGUGGGAAUGUGAGGUUCUUGCCUUGUUUUUCCUGCAACGGCAGCUGUAAGGUGGUGACGGUGGUGAAGGAGAAGGAGACUGGUGGUGAUGGGGAAGUUGCUGCUGCUAGGUCCGUUGUGGUAAGGUGUCCUGAUUGUAAUGAGAACGGAUUGGUGCUAUGUCCCAUUUGCAGCUGAUUGCUUUGUUCUUGUAGUAAUAUUUAGUCCUAGACAUAUAAACUGAUGAUGAUGAAAUGAAAAGAGUAAGUUGUCUCAACUUUCUUCCUUACUGUCCUGCUUUACUGUCUGUUAUAUGAAUAUGAGGUAGCCAAUGUUUAGUCUUCAAAUCAGGAUUUGAAUGCUAGCAAACCCACCAUUUGAUUGAGCUGCCUCUGCUUGAGUGUUGUCUGAACUAAGGGUGAGUGUCAGUGACAGAGCUCACAAGACAUUGUUGAUUGUUAUCAGUACUUGUGACUGCAAAGAUUUGUGCUCCUUUCUAUACUUUUCAUUUGUAAAUUUGAUUGAUUGGCGCGCUCUUUAUCCUUAAAUGCAUCAGCAGCGCUGCUGUCAGCAAUCAAAGUUGCUGCCUGGCCAAUUCUGUUAUAUACACUACCUGAAUUACCAAAGUUCAAAGCAUCUGAUUUUAAGUGUUGGCAUGAAAGUUGAAACAGUGUUCGCUGCAUUGGAUACCAAACAGUUUCCCCAGUCAUAUUGAUUUUAGAAGAGCUACGGGUCUAGGCAUCUACAUAUAGGAUUAGGGAUUUGAUAGAGAAUUGAGAAUUGAGAAUAAAAUUAGGAUUAGGGAUUUGAUAGAGAAUUGGAAAUUGAGAAUAAAAUUAGAGAUUAGGAGAAGAAUAUUAAGAGAAGAGAGUCUAGGAUUUUAAGAGAUACUUUCUCGCUAAUUUUAUUGAUUGAUUGAUAAUCUAGCGUAAAUUCCAAAUUAAACAUUUAUAGAAAAACACCAAAAACCUAAUAAACUAAGCCUACCUUAUUAGUCCAUACUUAGUCGUCUAACCCUAACAAUAUUUAUAAUAAUAGUUAUGAUUUAUA
Molecule: messenger RNA, 4723 nt
Organism: Linum trigynum
Lineage: Eukaryota; Viridiplantae; Streptophyta; Magnoliopsida; Malpighiales; Linaceae
Source: the annotation of a GenBank genome assembly